GGUAUCUGUGGGCCAGCGACGGCAGAGCUUCUAUGUGUGAGCUGAGGAGCCCCGGCUCUCAGACUUAGGAAGUUUGGUUUCUGCCGCGGCAGUGCUCGGGGAUUCUGCUGCCGCCCUAGAGUGGCUGCAUCUCGGUGGACAAGAUUGUGGAUCAGUUGCAACAAUUAAUGCAAGUUUAUGACCUGGCAGCACUUCGGGAUUAUUGGAGCUACCUUGAGCGUCGUCUCUUCAGCCGAUUGGAAGACGUCUAUCGACCUACUGUCAACAAGCUUAAGACCAGCUUGUUCCGUUUUUAUCUCAUCUAUACAAUCCAGACGAACAGAAAUGAUAAAGCUCAGGAAUUCUUUGUGAAACAGGCCACUGAACUCCAGAACCAAGCAGAGUGGAAGGACUGGUUCAUUCUACCUUUUCUCCCAUCUCCAGACACCAACCCUACCUUUGCCACCUACUUUUCCAGGCAGUGGGCUGACACUUUCAUCGUGUCCCUUCACAACUUCUUGAGUGUCUUGUUUCAUUGCAUGCCAGUGCCAGUAAUCCUGAACUUUGAGGCCGAGUGUCAGAGAACUUCUCAGGUACAAGAAGAAAACGAAGCUCUGCGUCAGAAGCUUUUUGCAUUGCAAGCAGAAAUCCAUCGGAUGAAGAAAGAAGAGCAGCAGCUUGAGGAGGAAGAGGCAGCGGUUCAGCACAAACUCCCUCAUUAUGUGUCCAGCAUGGACCGCCUGGGAGACUCCGAGCUUGUCAUGGUAUGCAGCCAGAGGAGCACUUCACUUUCCCAUUCCCCCAAGAUGAGCUUCUUCUCUGCCCUGUUGCCCCAGAGUAAGAAGAGUCCCUCCAGGGUGUCGUCAGCUCCUGGUCCCCCUCAGGCACAGUCUUCUGGGAAGAAAGAAUUAGCUAACAAUCAGAUGCUUAAAGGAAAGGAAGUCACAUCAGGAGUCAAGGAUGGAAAGAACAUCUUUAGUGGAUUAUCAACUGGAGAGCCCAUCUUGACACAUCAUCGACAGAAGCGCCUGCAAGAUCAUGGCAAGGAAAGAAAAGAACUUUUAUCCAAAUCAACUUUUCAGUAUUCAGAGAAGAAAACAGAAGUCAGUGGCCCAGAGGCAGAGCCUUUCCCAGAGCUCCAUAUUGAACAAGCAGACUUGAUUGCCAGAGCUUCUGGAGCUGGCAUAGAAGGGACUGGCUUCCGACCUGAGCAGCCUUUCAUUGUUCUGAGCCAGGAGGAGUAUGGAGAACAUCACUCUUCCAUCAUGCAUUGCAGAGUGGAUUGCUCUGGGAGGAGGGUUGCUAGCUUAGAUGUGGAUGGAGUCAUCAAGGUCUGGUCAUUCAAUCCAAUCAUGCAGACCAAAGCUUCUUCUAUAUCCAAGUCACCACUUCUUUCUUUAGAAUGGGCUACCAAGCGGGACAGGCUGCUUCUCCUGGGCAGCGGAGCAGGAACUGUGCGUCUCUAUGACACCGAAGCCAAGAAGAAUCUCUGUGAAAUAAGUAUUGAUGAUGACAUGCCCAGGAUCCUAUCGCUUGCCUGCAGCCCUAGUGGGACCUCCUUCGUCUGCUCAGCUGCAGCCCCUAGCCUUGUUUCACAGGUGGACUACACAGCACUAGACAGUGGCAUCAAAGGCCUGAACCAGGUUCCUGGCAAGCUCUUGCUGUGGGACACUAAAACCAUGAAGCAGCAGCUCCAGUUCUCCCUGGAUCCAGACCCCAUUGCUAUUAAUUGUACUGCUUUCAACCACAACGGGAACUUGCUGGUCACAGGGGCAGCUGAUGGUGCCAUUCGGCUCUUCGAUAUGCAGCAGCACGAGUGUGCUAUGAGUUGGAAAGCUCAUAGUGGGGAAGUCUAUUCUGUGGAAUUUAGCUACGAUGAGAAUACUGUGUAUAGCAUUGGAGAGGAUGGGAAGUUUAUUCAGUGGAACAUCCACAAGAGUGGCCAGAAAGUGUCUGAAUAUUCCCUCCCCAUGGAUGCCACAGGCCCCUUUGUGUUGUCGGGUUACAGUGGUUACAAGCAAGUCCAGAUUCCACGGGGUCGUCUCUUUGCUUUUGAUUCUGAGGGAAAUUACAUGCUGACUUGUUCUGCUACAGGGGGCAUCAUCUAUAAGUUGGGCAAUGAUGAAAAAGUCCUGGAGAGCUGCCUGAGCCUUGGGGGUCACAGAGCCCCAGUGGUCACAGUAGACUGGUGCACAGCCAUGGACUGUGGGACUUGCCUUACUGCAUCCAUGGAUGGCAAGAUCAAGCUGACAACCCUGCUGGCUCAGAAAUUCUGAUGGGGCACAAGCCAGGGAGGCAUUCCAGGAUGCCCCCUGUGGAAUCAGUAUUAGCACGAGAUUGAGAUCACUGCCUGGGAAUGAAGAGGCAGGGGGAACACCAUUGCAUUGGGGUUUUCUGGAAAGACUGACAGGUUUGUGGUGACAAGCUACUAGCUACCUGGGGGAACUUUGGGGACAAGAGACCAAAGAAUUCUGGUUCCAGAUGCCCACAGACUAUAAUGUGGCCUCGAGCUCUCAUCAGUUUGUGGCAAGUGGCUCAGCAAGACAGACUUUGGGUGACUGUUGCUCUGGCUCCUGGGACCUAGACAGUAUUUUGUGUAUAAAUAGUUCCACUUUACAUAAGUGAACCCCUCCCCAGAUCUCUACAGAAAGCCAUUUUUACAUAAUGCAAAUUUGCCAGUGGAUGCUCAGAAGACAGGAAGAGAGACAGGAAGAGGUUAAGAGCCAGUGGAGAAGAGAGCCAGCACCUGGUUCAAGCCUGGAGAAGUAAGAGCAGUAGCAGGGGCCAGAGCCAGCCACACAAGGGCCUGGCUGCGACCGAGACGAAGACCAAUCACAGGGCAGAAGUGGCUGGGCCCGACUCUGCCUCUGGCAGAAAAGACAGGCAAUGCACAGGGGCUGGGGGUAGAUGUGCAGUACCCAGGCGAGGAUGAACCAGAGACAGACGUGGAGUGGGAUACGGCAGAAGGGCUGGGUGGUCAGAGCUAGGCACAGUCCCUUCUCUUGGCACCAGAGGUCUCAGCUAAGCCCUGGGGCAAUGGCAGAUCUUUGAGGGUCAGCCUCGGCUUUCAUGUAGAGGGUUCUUUUGCUGGUGGGUGUGGAAGGCCAAGGUGGGGUGCUGAGCCGAGGGCAAGAACUGGGGAGAGAGUGAAGUACUGAACAGUCGAGCUAAUGUAGGUGUCUUUGGAAUGUGUAUUUCCUUCAGAAUUCUUUACAUAAAAUCAAAUUUGCAUCAUGUACAUUUAUGUAAAGUGAGAACUGUGUAUAUUUAUCUAUUUCUCUCUUUCUCAAGAGAAUUUUGUUCUCGUUGUCAUUUAGUGUUUUUCUAUAGAAGUAAUUAAUGGAAGAGAAGCUGCUUCUGUAAUUCUUUUCCUGGUGAUACUUGAUUGUGACUCUUAUAUAUCAUUCAGAAAAACAGAAACAUUGUCCUGGGAAGCUUACCUGUCUCCUUACUUACCCAGGUAGAAUUAAGAUGAAGCAUGGUAGUGUGGUGUAGUGGAUAGUGCUGGAUUUGAAAUCAGCAAGAUAGGAGUUAAGUCUUCCCUCUGGUGUUUCCCAGCUGGGUGACCUUGGGCCAGUCACUCCUCCAUCUCUCAGCUUUAUCUACUAGCUUAUAUAGACUGGUGGCAAUCUGUACUAGUGGAGAGAUUUCACACAUUGAUGAAAUCUCAGACCUUUAAAUAUGUGUUACUUAAUCCGUGAGCUUUCCAUAGUAUCCAUCAGACUAAAAGGGUUUGAGGUGUUGGUUUAUUGUAGAGUUAAGGCUAUUUCUAUAACUCAGUCUGUAAUUCUUACUCGGUCCAUUCCACGUAGGCAACUGUAUGUAUGUAUGUGUGUUUAUGUAUAUACAUAUAUAUAUAUAUAUGUUUAUAUAUAUGUGUGUGUGUGCUUUCUAUACCAGUUACUCCCCCUGGACUGUUAGGAAAGGCUUAUUUUUCUGCUUAGAAAGCUUUGUGAGGCUAUGUGGGAAAGAUGUGCAGCAGAUCUGAAGUGAUGCCAAGAGCCUCUGGUUUUAGCUGUCUAUCUAGCAGUCUGUGUCCAUUCAGCUCCUAACAGUAGUCUUACGCCUUCUGGCUCAUAAGGUGGAAUAGCACCAGGCCUUGGCUCUCUGUUCUAUUCCCCCUGUCUCCUGUGUACAGAUAGAGGAACACCGACUACCCUUUUGCCAGUGAAGGAAUAGAGAAAGAUAGUGAUUUGUCUAGGUUGUGAACUUCGGUGGCAGAGCUCCGCCUAGAAGCCAGGUUUCUUGUUACUCAGGUACCAUAACUAAGCUAGUUUGUUCAUCAGUUAACAAGCAGUAAGCAGGCCUGAUACAUGCCUUUGAAUUCCAUGUUUCCUAGGCAGGCUUGUUUGUUAAGGGUGGAUAGCUCUCUCCUCCUUUUCCAUAGCCUGUGGGGAAGAGAUAAUAGCCUAUUGGUACUCUUGCCAUAGCUAUCCGAGUGAGGACUGGAGUCGGCAGAUCUGGAACUAUCUAGAACAGAUGGCUGAAGAAAUAAUUUCUAGCAUCUACAGAACACUUAAAAGGUCUGCAAUGUGCUUUACGUGUAUUCUCCUUCCAGCCUUACAGAGCCCCUGUGAGGGUAGGUACUAGUUGAAAAUGUUAUGAAAUAGUUAUCCCUUUUUACAGAUGAGGUUAAAUAAUUUGGUCAGGGUCACACAGCUAGUAAAUGUCUGAGUCUGGAUUUGAACUCGGGUCUUCUUGACUCUUAAGUCUAGAGCUCUUUCCACUCUCUAUCCACCUAAUAUUGCCAUUGAAUUGGUUCAUUAAAGGGAUCAGUGGGAAGUUCUCGAGGCUGACAAAGUAUAAGCACAAGUUAAUAAUCACCACUGCCUGCGUUAGGCUGGUUCUAUCCCAGUUCUGGGGCUUCAGCUCUAGACUUGAGGGUAUCCUCAGGUUUCUCUGAUGGCUACUAGGAAGAUAGUGAGCAAAUCUAGGGCUUUGUCCUUUUGGGGAAUGAAGGAGAAGUGAAAGAAGGGAAAUACUGAACCUUCCUUUGAGCAAGCCUGAGGUGCAGUAGCAGAUUAGGGAUAUUCCAGUUCCUGGACUAUUGACCAUUUCCCUCUGGAGAAAACACCCUCUUGCCUUCUUCGUGAAGGGCAUGUUCACAUCUUGAAAUCAUGUACUUUGUUUUCUCUCCAGGCCACAUAUUUUGACUCUUCCCCUUCCCUAAGUGUUUUUCAGAGGAAAAUAUUUUCUUCCUGUAAUUUCUCUGUUGAAAUGGUAACCUUGAUUCAUCUGUAGCUAAGAAAAUACAGCAUAGCAAGUAGAGUGUUAGCCUUGGAGACUAGUAGAUGAAGAUAAGAUUAUGUCUGACCCAGGGCAAGUCACUUGACCUCUUGAAUCUCAGGACACUUUAACACUUACCUCCCAAAUUAUUGACAGAUUGUAAUCUAUAUUGGUGUUCCACUGACAAAUCGCAGACCCAUCAUAUAUCUAGUUAAAUGGAUAGAUAUGCUAGCUUGAGGGGAAAAAAAGUCAUGUUCCUAUUCUAAAACUCCAAUUUAGAUGGACCCUUCCUAUCUAUACCCACUGUAAGUAUCCUAGUUCAAAUUCUCACCACCUAUUGCUCCCCUCUCCAAUCUAUAUUACACACUGCCGGUUCAGAUUGUAUUAAGGGGGCUUACACCUUUGCACUAACCCCUCUGUGACUUCCCAUUACCCACUUAAUAAAGUGCAUACUCCUGGACACUGGCAUUCAAGACUCUUUACAAUUUGAUUCUACAAGCAACCUUUUCCAGGCAACUGAACUGCCCAUUUCCUAGUCUUGUUCUUCAUUCUUUUGUCUCUGCUCCCUCUUCAAGAACCAACCUGUUACCAGCCUCAUGCAGCCUUCCUUCUCAGACUCCCUUAUUAUCUUCCCUCAACUAUCUCCUGGCACUUUUCUGUGUGUUUGACAGGGACCUCUUUUUGCACUUCACAAUUCUGCCUUGUGUAGUUGUUAUUAGUAUACUUACAUUGUCUUCCUUCCCCUAUUAAAUUUGUAAGCUCCUUGAGGGCAAGGGCCGCAUUCUUUUUCACAUCUGUAUACAAGUGCCUUGCACAUAGUAGAACCUUAAUAAACAUUGAAUUUGUUGAAUUAUA
This is a messenger RNA of Monodelphis domestica (gray short-tailed opossum), 6060 nucleotides long. The record is from RefSeq and is a predicted model, not a curated record. NCBI's taxonomy places the organism in Eukaryota, Metazoa, Chordata, Mammalia, Didelphimorphia, Didelphidae.